Striga hermonthica is the source of this 4161-nucleotide messenger RNA. The record is from the annotation of a GenBank genome assembly. NCBI's taxonomy places the organism in Eukaryota, Viridiplantae, Streptophyta, Magnoliopsida, Lamiales, Orobanchaceae.
AUGGAGUCAAUGUCGAGAGCUCAGCACAGAAGAAAGCACUCCAGCAAGAACAGCUUCUCGUUCAAGAACCCGUACGACGACGUUUUCCUGUCGACUGUGGGCGAGAGGGAGUCGUUGGGAGCUCGCGACUACGCAGAGAUUUUCUCUGGGUCUUCUUCCAUCCCCGUGCUUGACCUUUCGGGCCUGGACGAGCAGGUAGGGUCGGCCGAUUGUCGUAGUUCGAAGCUCGAUUACAACAACAUUUUUGGCGGAUUUAGGAAUGACGAUGUCGGAUUGCCGUAUGAGGAGCUUUUCAGUGGUUCUGCCAAGAAAACUAAGCUGCGGAAUACAAAACGUGGGGAAGAAUCAGGUUCUGCACACGCUUCACGAAAGCCAAAAAUGUCAUGUGGGGAGGCCUCUGAUAUAUCUGCUGAUGGGGUUAAUAAACAGUUCAACAUGUCUUUCAAUAAAACAACCCAAAUAAAUACCGAUGAGUCAAAUGGGAAAACACACAUAGCACAGCUCCAUGCUGUUCCUGGGUUUACUUGUUUUGUCGAUGGAAAUCCUCGGAUGCAAAAAAUGAAUGAAGGAAAGACUAUGAAUUCAAUAAAACGUGAAGUUAGUCGAACCUGGAGCUUCAGUGCUGAAGUCGGAGGUUUUAAGAGUGAAGGUGGAUUAAAAAGCAAGAACUCACAUGUACCUGAAAAGUCGCACAACACAGACGGCGUUAGUCUUGAACCAAACUUCUCGAAAGUUCCUCCACCUUCAAGUUGUCCACCUAAGACGAACGGUGGUAAGCAUCCUGGGCGAUCAAGGGAAUCAGAUUUUGUUUCGAAAAAAGAAGUGCCAGAAAAUAUUGCUGGUGGUGAUUCUUGGCCACCUUACUUUGGUGACGAUUUUGGUGAAAAUUCAGUUGCUGCUGAAUCUGUUGCUGUCUUGAAGAGAGCCAUGGACCAGGCUCAAGAAAGUAUAAGAAUCGCCAAAAUGAUCAUGGACAGGAAAAAAGAUCUUCAGAAUGGUCCUAAGCCUAGCGCAAAGGCCCGCUCGAAAGUUUCGGAGAAGGGAGAUAAGGUUGAUAAUGAUUCUUAUGGUUCCAGAAAGAACAAUACUAAGAGAAAAGAUGAAGAAUUAGAUCGUACGCAUGCUAUGUUUGACGGGACUGAUGUACACUUCACUCAAUCCUUCAGUCACGAUGAUACAUUUGUUAGUGCUCCACCUAUUGAGGUAAAAAGGGUAUGGAAAAAUGCCGAAGAAGCUAAGGAACAUAGAAGGGCUUUCUCAGAAGGCGGUAAGUUGUUCUCAUCGAAUGUCAGUCAGAGGGACUCGCUUUAUAUGGAUGAAAAGAUUGAAUUGGGAAAGACUGGGAGAAGUGUUGAAGAAGCCAAGACGUGCAAUGAUAAUGAAGGAAGUGGUUUUCCUAUAUUAGUGGCCAACGAGUCUAACUCUGCAAAUUUGGUGUCCACCAGCAAACUUGCAUCUCGCAGUGGGUGUUUGGAAACUGUCGAAGAUGACUUGGAAGAAGAAGUUACCAUCCUUUGUACAGAAGGACCUGGAAGAGCUUUCGAUGCAUCUCAAAGAAUGCAAGAGCUGGGAAAGAGUGUGGGGGAAGCUGAACAGUGGCACCUGCCACUGAAUCAUGUAAAAGAACCAGAAUGUAAGGUUGAGAGGGUUAUUAAUACUUCUGAAAGGACUCAAAAACUGGAUAAGGAUUUUGGUGACACUGGUGAAUGUCUGAGAAUCAGCCAAGAGGAUGAUGUUUUUGAGGAGAGAGGAAAUGACAUGGAUGAUAAAGGGAAGGAGAUGCGUGAGGAAAUGAGUACUGUAGAACAACUCACAUUUCUGAAUUUUCUUAAAGACUCGUCUAAUCUGGGAAUGAAUGAAACUCUAGCACAAAUUGAGACAGAGAGGGAAUCAGAAAUUGUCUCUGAGAACAAAGAAAAUGGAUAUAUUGAAGGAACUAAUGAUGAAGAGGCUUACCUAUGGUUCGAAAGUGAAGAGCAGAUCAAGGAAUCCCUGAAGGAAGAAAACGAUGAGACUGACCCUCAGCCUGUUGUCUUUCAAGAAAAAGAAGUGGUUGACAAUAGGAGAUUUAUUGAGACUCUUGAGCUAGAAAAUGACAACCUAAAACAGAAUCAUGUUCUUGAUAGAAAUGAGCCUGAAUUACCUGAAGAGCGCGAGCAGGAAAUUACUGAAGAGAUACGUGUGAACACUUCUGAGAGCGAAUCACCUGAGACAAUGACCACUGGGGCCGAUAACUGUGCUGGAAUUCAGAAGAUCGCACUUUCAUAUGAUUCAGAGGAAACUAAUGACAUAAUCGAAGAAAAACUGAACAAUUUUCAAUAUGAGGAUGCUUUUGAGGAACAUAUUGCUGAAGCUGUUGAUUUGGAUAGUGGUUCUUCCGGCACCAUCUUCAGUGAGGCCCAAAUUUAUGAUAAUAGCACCGACAUCAAUGAGAAUCAAGAAGCAGGCAGUGGUUUUGAUUUGGAGAAGAAUUCGGAUGAAAGUCAUAAGAGUUUCAAAGAAAAUGAUUCUGCAUCCGAAGCAAUUGAAUCAUUUUCUGGAACGCAUAAGGACACGAAGGUUGAGCCUUCGUUUGACCUCGACGAUAUUAAUGAUUUUUCCAGAACAGAAAUCUUGCGCCGAGUUGCCUCCGAGGAGGUUUUUCUUGCGAGCAAACUGCAUAAUACCUUUGAUAAUCUUCCUUCUGACGGCAAGCUGGAAAAUGCUGGUGUCAUGGAUGAUGCAGAUCCUCAAGGGCAACUACCGGAAGAUGACGGUUUAUCCUAUGAAACCAGUGAGAUUCAUGAUGUUGCUCAAGAAUCUAAGAUCAGUGGAGAAAAUCCACCUGAGUUCAAUUCAUCCAAUACGCAUUCAUCAGAACUUGAUGUCACGGAUGUACGACAGGUGGCAGAACAAACUUGCACGAGUGACAGAGGAAAUUUUGUAUCAACCUCCACCCUUGAAAAUAUGGACAGGGUUUCUGCUCAAGAAUCUGAAGAAUGUGCAGAAGGUACAAAUGACAGAAUCCUUGCCAAUGAACUACCAAAAGAUGAACUUGAACCGAAUUCUAAUGAGAGCCAACCUGCUGAAGAACAAAGCGAAAAGAUACAUUCUCAGUCACAUGUAGGACCCAAAGAAAUGGAAAACAUUAUGGAAAGUGAAGACAAUGAUGAGAAUGUUGUUAGAAUCUCAAGCAUGAAAGCUAAAGACACCAACGAAAUGGAAAAACCUGUGGAAAGUGAAUACAAGGAGAAUCUUGGUAAAACCUCAACCACAGAAGCUAAGGACAGCAAAGCAAAUCCACAGAACUCAGACAAAGAUGAUUACCAGCAAAGAAUAGAAGCCAUCAAGAGGGGACGGGAGCGCGAAAAGGACAGAUUAGCAGUCGAGAGAGCCAUACGUGAAGCUCGUGAAAGAGCGUUUGCUGAAGCCCGAGAAAGGGCGGAAAGAGCUGCUGUGGAGAGAGCAGCCACUGAAGCUCGUCAAAGGGCGAUGGCGGAGGCCCGGGAGAAGGUUGAGAAGUCUUCUCAUGUGAAGCAAACAGUGGAGAAAUCCUCCAAUGAAGCCAAGCUUAAGGCUGAACGUGCUGCUGUAGAAAGAGCCACAGUGGAGGCUCGUGAGCGAGCGCUCGAGAAAGCAAUGUCUCAGAAAACAACUUACGCUGAGGGGAGGACAACUGAAAAGGUUUCUGGGUCUUCAAGGAAUAGUGGAUUGAAGCACAGCUUUUCGUCCUCGGAUUUGGAGAAUGGAACUGAAUCUGCACAGAGACGUAAAGCGAGGUUAGAGAGACAUCAGAGGAUAAUGGAGCGUGCGGCAAAAGCCCUCGCUGAGAAGAAUAGGAGGGAUCUUCUUGUACAGAAAGAGCAGGCUGAGAGAAAUAGACUAGCUGAAUCACUCGAUGCUGAAAUUAAGAGAUGGGCUACAGGAAAGGAGGGGAACUUGCGUGCACUUCUUUCAACCCUGCAAUAUAUCCUUGGGCCGGACAGUGGUUGGCAGCCUAUUCCUCUUACAGCAAUAGUAACAACUGCUGCUGUAAAGAAAGCUUAUAGAAAAGCCACUCUUUACGUCCAUCCUGACAAAUUGCAGCAAAGAGGAGCUAGCAUUCAGCAAAAAUACUUAUGCGAAAAGAUUUUCGAUCUUCUCAAGGCGGCAUGGAACAGGUUCAACUCCGACGAGAGGUGA